AUUUUCUAAAUUGGCGGGAAAGACACUGGUAAACUCAAAGCAACCUUACCAGACGAAAAAUCUUAACCAUGAACAUAGAUAAUGAGCAAAGAGUGCGUGAUAUUCAACGUGAAUAUCUAGAUUUUAUUGACGAUGAGGACGAUCAAGGUACCUAUGCCCAAAAAGUUCGAGCAUUAGUUACUGAUAAUAAAGUAAGACUCAUCGUUAACAUUAAUGAUCUCAGAAAAAAGAAUGGAAAAAGAGCUAGAGAGCUUAUACACAAUGGAUUUGAAGAACAAAUUGCCUUCCAAAGAGCCCUUAAGGAUAUGGUAGCCAAUGUGGACCAUGUUUAUGCUAAAAGUCAGGAAUCUUUUUUUGUUGGGUUCGAAGGAAGCUUCGGAGCGAUGCAUGUUACUCCUCGUAAUCUAUCAUCAAGAUAUCUCGGAAAGAUGGUUUGUGUUGAAGGAAUCGUUACAAAAUGUUCAGCUGUUAGACCUAAAGUCGUCAAGAGCGUUCAUUAUUGCCCAGCCACUAAGAAAACUAUUGAAAGAACCUAUACAGAUAUGACAUCUCUAGAUCCCUUUCCGUCAUCGGCGGCUUACCCUACAAAGGAUGAAGAUGGAAACCCUUUAGAAACCGAAUAUGGUUUAUCUCUCUACAAGGAUCAUCAAACAUUUUCCAUACAAGAAAUGCCUGAAAAAGCACCAGCAGGUCAACUACCAAGAUCCGUUGAUGUUGUUUCAGAAAGUGAUUUGGCCGAUGUCAUUAAACCUGGCGAUAGAAUUCAAGUUAUUGGAAUGUAUCGUUCGUUACCGGGAAAGAAAAAUGGCUACACAACAGCCACUUUUAGAACAGUUUUAAUAGCAAAUAAUAUUUCUCAUUUUCAAAAAGAAUCGGCACCAGUCUUCUUCUCCGAAGACAUUAGAAAGAUACGCAACUUUGCCAAGUUGCAAAAGAAGAUAGACAUUUUCGAUUUGUUAGCUAAAUCGUUAGCCCCAUCUAUACAUGGUCAUGAAUACAUUAAAAAAGCUGUUUUAUGCCAAUUACUAGGCGGAAAUGAAAAGGUUUUAGAGAAUGGAACAAGAAUAAGAGGAGAUAUUAAUAUUCUUCUAAUUGGUGAUCCAUCCGUUGCGAAAUCCCAAAUGUUGAGAUACGUUUUAAAUACUGCACCAAGAGCUAUAACAACCACUGGAAGAGGUUCUUCCGGUGUUGGUUUGACGGCUGCUGUUACUACAGAUCCGGAAACAGGUGAGAGGCGUCUAGAAGCUGGAGCUAUGGUUCUAGGUGAUAGAGGUAUCGUUUGUAUUGACGAAUUUGACAAAAUGUCGGAUAUAGAUAGAACUGCAAUUCACGAAGUUAUGGAACAGGGAAGAGUAACAAUUGCCAAAGCUGGCAUUCAUGCCAGUUUAAAUGCUCGUUGUAGUGUUUUAGCUGCCGCAAAUCCUGUUUACGGAAAGUAUGAUCAAUAUAAAACUCCUAUGGAGAACAUCAGUAUGCAAGAUUCUCUAUUGUCAAGAUUCGAUCUCUUGUUUAUUGUUCUGGACACGAUGGAUCCGGAACAUGAUCGUUCAAUAAGCGAUCAUGUAUUAAGAAUGCAUCAAUAUAGAGCUGCUAAUGAGGAAGAUGGACAAGUACUACCGCUAACAUCUGCUCUUGACAUUCUAUCAACCAAGGAUACUGAAGUGAGAGAUGAAGAGGAAACGGAGACCGCGGUCUAUGAAAAGUACGAUAAAGUUCUUCACGGUCAAAGAGCGAAUAAGAAAGAUAAAAUAUUAACGUUAGCGUUCGUUAGAAAGUAUAUUCAUAUCGCUCGGGAUAUACAGCCAGUGUUAACGACUGAAGCUGCCAAUUAUAUAUCAGAGGAAUAUUCCAAAUUGAGAAAUCAAGAGAAUUUACAACAAGAAAGAAUUGCAAGGACUCAACCUGUAACUGCUCGAUGUCUUGAAACCAUGAUAAGAUUGUCAACUGCCCAUGCUAAAGCCAGAUUAUCGAAGAAAAUAGAGAUGGAAGAUGCACAAUGUGCAGUUGAACUUAUUCAAUUUGCCUAUUAUAAGAAGGUACUAGAAAAACCUCGUGGUAAAAAACGUAAGGAAGAUGAUGAUAGUGAAGAGGAUGAUGAGGAAAUUGAACAGCCGCCAAAACGCCAAAGGCGUCGAUCAGGCAGUGAAAAAGAUCCAUACGAAUUUGAUGAGGAAGUUGAUGACAUACAAAGAGAAAAAAGUAAGAAGCAGGCUUCAUCUCAAAAGUCGACAGAUGGCGGUAAAAUCUCAGAUGAAAGGCUCAAGAAGUUCAAAUUGGCACUUUAUCACGCAUUUAAGAAGGAGCAUUCACAGUCUCUACCUUUCGAUAGAAUGAUGGAUUUAAUCAAAGGUAGCGGAGAAACAUUCGAGAACGAUGAGGCAAAACAAGCAAUUGAAAAAAUGUCAGAAGAUAACCAAGUUAUGAUGGCAAAUGAUACGAUAUUUCUGAUUUAG
Molecule: messenger RNA, 2453 nt
Organism: Dimorphilus gyrociliatus
Lineage: Eukaryota; Metazoa; Annelida; Polychaeta; Dinophilidae
Source: the annotation of a GenBank genome assembly